AUGACGAAUUUAUGGGUCCAUGCCGGUAGCCUGUUCUUGCUGCUGUUGUUGCAACAAACAGAAAUUAGUGAGGCACGCAGCUAUAACAACGGUCUCAUAUUCUACGAUCUGCGCACGCGCACUCCCUAUUUGCCGCCCACAGUGUCCGUGUCCAGAGGCCGAAAUCUGGCCAGUGUCAAGUAUUCGGAGAAGGGCUCCAUUUGGUCAACCUUCGGCCAGCCCUGCGAUUGUCGAGGCCCCACAUGCGGCUGCUGUGCGGGUCUCAAGGUGGAUCAGUACAAGUUCGAUCAGAAAAUGUGUGCCAACAUCACAUUUGUGCCCCAACUGGAGGAGGCACAGCUGGAGGUCUUCAUGAACGGGCGACCAUCAUCCAAAUAUGGGAUAUCGGUGAGAAAUCCGUCGCCCUUCUGCAUUCCCGUUAUGAUGGGGGUGCCGAUGGCGAUGUGCGUACAAAUGACCGAUAUCGCCAUGGUGGGCAACAAUCUGAAUAUGUGCAUGGACUUUGUGGUGCGGCUGGCGACCACGGAUCUGUUCGAGAUGCAUUUCCAGUGCAUGCGCAUGGGUCUCGAUGGCAUACAGUAUGUGGACAAGAAUGGACAGCCCGUGUUGCCCAGCAGUGCAAAGGAGGAGGAGGUGGCUCAGGAGGAGGAGGAGGAGGAGGAUUACUUUGCGCCAGACACUAAUGAAGGCGCUGUGGAGUAUGACUAUGCGGGUGAAGCUGAGGCGGAACUGCAACAGGAAAAGGAGCAGCAGGGGCUGGAGCCCACAGAUAAAUUGUUGGUGGUUGUGCAGGACACGGUGUCUGAGGAGGAAGAGGAGCAACAACAACAACAACAACAGCAACAACAGCUGGAUUCAGUGGUGGCUGCCUAUGUGCCACAACCUUUGCCAAUUGAAAGUGAAAUGCUUAUGGCCGUUGAUAACGAACUAGCCGGCGAGCCGCUUAGCGAAGACAGCGACAUGGACAACCACAGUGGCAGCGAGAGCGACUUAAAGCAAAACGAAGUAAUUGAAACAAUUACCAAUUCAAUAGAAGCAGCAACAACAGCAGCAACAACAACAACAACCCCGGCGGCAGCCACAAAAUUGGAGGCAGUAGCGCCUUCGGACAACAACGAUGUUGCUGACGCUGAUGUUGCAGCGCUGACGGCCGAAAUUGAUGAAAACGUCAGUGACAAUGAGGUGAAUAUUGAUAAUGAUGAGCAGCAGGAGGAGGUGGCUGAGGAUGGGGAGGAGAAAGAGGAGAAAGAGGAGGAGGAGGGGGAGAAG
Messenger RNA from Scaptodrosophila lebanonensis, 1269 nucleotides. RefSeq lists its product as uncharacterized. The record is from RefSeq and is a predicted model, not a curated record. The transcript is spliced from 4 exons. Lineage: Eukaryota; Metazoa; Arthropoda; Insecta; Diptera; Drosophilidae. The annotation marks the transcript as partial.